Molecule: messenger RNA, 1835 nt
Organism: Rana temporaria (common frog)
Lineage: Eukaryota; Metazoa; Chordata; Amphibia; Anura; Ranidae
Gene: RNF180
Product: ring finger protein 180
Exons: 7
Coding region: 108-1754 (548 amino acids)
Biological process (GO): norepinephrine metabolic process; positive regulation of proteasomal ubiquitin-dependent protein catabolic process; protein polyubiquitination
Cellular component (GO): endoplasmic reticulum membrane
Molecular function (GO): ubiquitin conjugating enzyme binding; ubiquitin protein ligase activity
Source: RefSeq, a predicted model, not a curated record
AAUGUUUACUUCCAUCAUCCCCGCUAUGUGAUUGGAGGCGGCCGCACCAUGUGACCUCCCACCCACACUGUCUUGUUUCUCCAACCAGGAAGUGUAAGAGAUCUAAAAUGAGCCAUAAGGACAAUGUCUUCCUUUUGCGCUGCUGGAAAUGCCGGAAGUGUGUAGCCAGUUCAGACUGUUUGAUCAUGGACAGAGAAUGUGUACAUUGUCAGAAAGAUGUUGAUUCAUCCACUUAUCAGGCGGCUUGUAAUAUAUGGCACAUGGAGGUUGAAGAAAGUCCAGACUGGAUAAAGAGAGAGUUUGAAAAGGUUUACUGGACAGCUGGCAAGCUGAACUGUCCUUAUUGCAGGUCACGACUCGGGGCCUUCAACUUUAUCGACAGCACAAAAUGCACCUGUGGCCAUCUUGGCAUCGUACGUCUUUGUAAAAGCAAAAUUGAUGUUGGUUUUCCAGUAACGGGACCAAACCUGGCAUCUGGUCCUCUGUCCGCCUUCGCACAUGAGAAGGCUUCCAGCAGCAAAACCAGAUGUGGGAUGAUGGAGCCAUUCAGAAGGAAGCUGGAUCAAGCUUGUUUGACUGCAGACACAUACAACCCCCUCUCUGGAUUAUUAAUGGAGGCAUUAUGUCUUGAAGUGCCAGCAUCUAGAAAUCAAAUAAGACGAGCAUUUCUAAAAAACGCAUCCCUAAAGAAACCUAAUUCUGCUAUAAGAGAAAGCAGGAGAGACUGUGGUGGAUGUUUAUUUCACCGUAAAUCAAAAAGUUUGGACUCGGACAUCAAUGAGUUGGCAGAACUGAAUGGAAACUUUAUGGUGCUACAGAUGAGCCAGAGACAAUCAAGAGUAUCUGUUUUCAGCUCUAGUAGUGAAGCUCAACCUUCUUUUGGUAAUAGAUCACUAGCAAGGAUGACAGAGUUUUUAGGAAGCACAUCAACAGUAACAAAUGACCUGAUUUAUAAUAGAAUAACGCAUGAAGAAAGCAACAGUACUACAUUAUCAACAUCCAUAACUAAUGCCGUACCACCAAGAUUAACACCUAGAGAUGUUCUCCAGUCAACAGCAGACUCUACCUCAGCUCAGGUCUUACACUCUUCACCCACCAGGUUAGCCGGGACAGACCAAAGGUUAACCAGGAGAGAAAUAAACAAGCUUAAAAAUUUAAGGCGAAAACAAAGAAAGAGAGAGAAAUGGCUGCUGGAACAUAGGCAGAUCAAUAUUUCAAAUCUAAGAACAGAGGAUGAGGAAAAAGAGGACAUCCCAGAGAAGGAAAGCUACACUUGUGCUGUGUGCUUAGAUGUGUAUUUCAACCCUUACAUGUGCUAUCCGUGCCGCCAUGUCUUUUGCGAGCCGUGUUUACGCACACUGGCAAGAGACAGUCCAUCAAGAACACCCUGUCCACUUUGCAGGACAAUCAUUGCAAUAGUGCACUUUCAGACAGACCUCAGCAAAUCUUCUGCGGCUCUUUUUCCAAAUGAAUAUCUGAAAAGGAAGCAGAGUUUCCAGAGAGCAAGUUGUGCAAAAUGGCCAUUACCUAGCUGCAAUCGACUCUUCAGAGUGUUCGGAGAUUUCAGAAGACACAUGGACCGUAUAGGAAGAAGGCAGUUUCCACAUGCUGGUUACAGAUUUGACUUUGAAGAUGAAAGCCAUGGAUGGAGAUUCAACCUUGACAUGAUUAUGAUAUAUUUUUACUCUAUGAACUGGGUCAUUGGAUUUAUUGUAUUCUGUCUUCUCAUUUAUUACUUCUUUCUCUCAGUGUAACAAAAAUAUAUAUUGAUCAUAAAUAACACAGCAGUUGUUAAACACCAUGUUCAUUUAAUAAACUUUUAUUUUGAAGUGUGU